AUGGACUUCAAGUUUGUCUUUUCCGAUAGUUGACCAGAAGGGAUUUUCUGUGGAGAAAACCAAACUAUUCUAUCCAUCCAUCAAAGAGGGCCACCGAAAUCUAUAGUUUGCCCGCUCAAAACAGGAGACUCAAUGCAAGGAAGAGGUGAUUACAGUAAGCGAAACUAUGGCUGUCCAUGGCAUCAGGAGCUGAAAAAGGAGCAAGGUGUUGUUCGAGAUAGCUUGACAAAAAAAAUACCUCAAUCGUUAAUCUUCAACUCAGAUAAUUCGAAAAGCGGAUUAAUCUCUUGUCCACUCUUAAAUUGGAAUAUAAUAUAG
Blepharisma stoltei is the source of this 318-nucleotide messenger RNA. The record is from the annotation of a GenBank genome assembly. NCBI's taxonomy places the organism in Eukaryota, Ciliophora, Heterotrichea, Heterotrichida, Blepharismidae.